AUGCUACAAUUUAUCCUUUUAUUGGCAAUCUUCAUUAGCUCUUCCAAUGCUCAGUAUGAGAAUGAUCCGGAUGUAAAGGAUGUAGUAAAUGAAUCAAUGAUGCAAAUAAACGAUCAAUUGAGAGGUCAAAGUUUGUUUAAAUUGGAAAAAAUACUGAAAGCAAAUGUCUUAGUAGUGCAAAGUACGAUCUAUAAAGUUACACUUCUUCUUGUCCCAACAACCUGUUCAAAGGAUCAAAGAGUUCAAGAUUUGUCAAGAUGUCAAGUGGAUAGAAGACAGGGAAAACAGAAGAUUUAUGCUGAAAUAUCAGAAUCAAUGACUGGUAAACUUACAGUUAAAGUUCGUUAA
This is a messenger RNA of Brugia malayi, 348 nucleotides long. RefSeq names its product cystatin, putative (gene Bm366). The record is from RefSeq and is a predicted model, not a curated record. Bases 1 to 348 code for a protein of 115 amino acids. Gene Ontology annotation, molecular function: cysteine-type endopeptidase inhibitor activity. Lineage: Eukaryota; Metazoa; Nematoda; Chromadorea; Rhabditida; Onchocercidae. The transcript is spliced from 4 exons.